This is a messenger RNA of Fomitiporia mediterranea MF3/22, 3451 nucleotides long. RefSeq lists its product as uncharacterized. Gene Ontology annotation, molecular function: transcription coregulator activity. The transcript has 4 exons. The record is from RefSeq and is a predicted model, not a curated record. Gene Ontology annotation, cellular component: nucleus; Z disc. Bases 70 to 2598 code for a protein of 842 amino acids. NCBI's taxonomy places the organism in Eukaryota, Fungi, Basidiomycota, Agaricomycetes, Hymenochaetales, Hymenochaetaceae.
GCUCUCUCGUCACUCUGGCAGUCUGUACCAUACAUAUCUCUUUGACCACCCCUAUCACUCGGCCUCUGCAUGGCUCUCAAGCUCCCGCAGAUCCCAGGAGAACGCAUUUCGCAGCUUCUUCCAACUGUAAAAUGCUCUAACUGCAACCAGCCUGUAGCACUUGCUGACCUCGGCGACCAUAUCUGUCCUCCGCCACCAUCUUCCACUCCCCGCCCCUCUGCUAUUCUUGAAAAAAUCCGCCAAGCUUCCCAGUCCGUCGCGGCUCCUACUCCUCUCAAAGUGAACACGAAUAUAACGAAACCGAAUGGCAAUGUGAGUCUGGGCAGUAAUAAUGACGCCGAGCGCAAUGCACGCUCUAUGAUAGACAGGGCUUUCCGCCGGUCGAAAACGCCGCAACCAGGCGUCCCUCCACCGUCUAAAUCAGUUUCACCAGCGCCUAGCGUAUCACGUCGUUCACGCAGCUCGUCAAUGUCGCGUCGUCCACACGUGCAGAUUCCACCGUCUGAUCAUAUAUCUCCACCACUUCCAACUUCAGUCAGUGCUGGUGCAAGGCUUGAAGCACCCAUGCGCAUAGGUACCCCACAUGCGCAAUCAAUAUCUCCAGUAGGACGGUCUGAGAUCCCUCGUUCUUUCUCUCCUGGCUCCAUCACUAAUUCACGGAGACCGAGCGUGAGCUCCAUGCGCUCGACAUUUAGUUCGGAAAAUCGGCCACCAUUGCCUACAAACCCCGCUCAGAACAAGAGUCCGAUUAUGUCGCGCCCCCCUGGCCCAAUUUCUCUUCCUUCACGUCCUUCAAUAGACAUACCGCCCUCCCGAGUUUCAAUGGACCGCCCGGCCUCCGCGCGUCCAUCACUAGAUUCACGACCGUCACACGACGGUAUGCGCAACCCGGGUCCAUUCGGUCCAUAUAGUGCUGGUGCUCAACGUCCCCCUCCACUUCCUACUGGCCAGCCAGGAGGCAACGGACUGCAUGAAGGUGAAGUAAAUAUGGCCGGUGUGGGAAGACGAGGCUUUCAAGCCGUUGCACAGGCGGCAAUGCUAGCUGCUUCUCUGAAUAGAGACCAGGCACCCGAUAGAAUGCGGACACCCACUAUCGGAAUGGAUGGCAGAAGGAUCAAUGCACCGAGACAUUUGAAUAUCGAUGCAAAUGUUACUCAACCUUCAACAUCCUCACUUUCUCCAAAUACCCCUCUGUCAUCGCACUCGCCCCGGUCUCCUUCGCCUCAUUCACCCAACGUAGUUCCUCAGCCAGGAAUCGUUUCUUCGCGGACCCCUUCCCCUGUGAAUGGCACUUUAACUGGGCUUACCCGAACCCUGUCACCUAAAACUCCCGAUACGGUCACUCCUCGGACCGUGCGCUCCAGUUCUUCAAUUCGCUCACGUCUCUCUGAGCGCUUUAAGAACAAGGAUUUGGGCGUAGAUACGACAGCCGUCUCCGCUAAUACGCCGAAAAAUGGGGCGCCUGCUUCACCGUCUGACUCCGAUUACAGUAGUUCUGGUCUUGCGUACGAUCGGGAAACGGAGUCUGCACUUUCACCUACUUCCCCGCCUUCCAGAGCUUCGAGUAAAAAAUCGAGACGCGAAGGUGGUCACAUUCUUUUUCCGUCUACCAGCCCUUCGUCGCCUCCACAAUCUCUCAAGGGUCUCCCAACUCGGUCUGCGUCGGCUUCCUCUGCAUAUAGUUACGCAUCCCGCAGUACUACCAAGUCGACUGGUGCAUUGGAACGCGACCGGUACCGUGCACUUGAUACAUUAUCUGAGGAGCGUCCUCCGCUACCUUCCAAUGUUCCACUCUCACCUACCUCGGCAACUCGGUCACCGAAGCUGCCCGCACGUUCCCGCACGACACCGGCGAUGGGCGGAUCAAGAGAGGGGAAGGAAGGCACGGAUGCGAAACGGCGGCCACGUCAAUGCACAAAAUGUAACAAGAGUAUUGAAGAUGGACGCUGGAUACGUGCAGAAGGUGCUGGAGUGCUGUGUGAGAGAUGCUGGAAAAUGAUGUAUUUGCCAAAGUGCCGAAAAUGCAACCGGCCCAUUGAGAAGCAGGCCGUGUCAUCUGCAGACGGGCAGCUCAAGGGCAAGUACCACCGCGACUGCUUCAACUGCCACAAGUGUCAGCAACCAUUUCCGGACAAAGAGUUCUACGUCUUCGACGGAAAACCUUAUUGCCGGUACCAUUAUCACGAGGCGAAUGACUCAUUAUGCUCUGAUCUGGCAUGUGGGCAGCCUAUUGAAGGUCCAUGUGCAGUGGCACACACUGGUGAACGGUACCACCCUGAACACCUUAUUUGCGAAUUCCGUUAUUCGGAGUCCAUAGGCUCAAUUGGGUCUUUGUCUGGCGCCGAAGGCGGAAAACGGCGCUGCACAGAGAGACUGGAGGAGUAUUGGGAAGUCGAUGGGCUAAUGUUAUGCGAGCGUCAUGCAAACUUGAGGAUGGAAAUGGACAUAAUGGCCCCUGACGAGGAUAUGGACGAUAUUGGAAAGGCUGGAUUAUUCAAAGACCUUAUGAGCGGCUUACGGAUGGCGGAUCGUGACCGUGAUAGCGACCCUGAUGUACGGGCAAUGCGACGCAGGACACAGUUCAUUGAAUUGCGCUAAUCCACGCAGCUGAACGACCCCAUUGCCUUUCCCCUUGUCUCGUCUUCUUCACCUUUUCCAUCAAUCCUUGUAGUUCUCUAGCUUUGCCCUGGUACACCUGGAUACAUGACGCAAUUCCAUUCACACUCUCAGCAGAUCGAUCGACCCAAGUCCACAUCUCGCAGUUCGGUAUCUUUGAACCGUAUAAUGGUCCUUAUGUGCUCAUCUUCGCAUUCUUAUCCUGUCGAAUUUCACCUCGCCCUCUCUACUUGGUAGGCUCAUACGGUCGGCGCCUAAUCUCUGGACCCUCGCCCACUCCACACAUACACGAAUCCACCCCAGAAUAUAUUGGAUUAUUCGCUUCUUGGACAAGUCUCGUCGCUUACUUACCCCCCUCUAAUCGGUCGCCUUGUCUCUCAUUCGGUUCACCCCCCUUCAUUUCCACUUUCCUACCGUCACAUCUAUCCCAUAUCUCUCAUAUUUCGUUUACGACAUUCCACCCUUUUCUGCAUAUGCAAUUUCUUUCGGAUUCUUGCGCAUAACUAAACCAGAUACCGUUACCGUGAUAAGCCAAGGCUAAAUAUCUCUCCAUCUACAUAUACCCGAGGGCGCUUCGAUUUGGACUUGAUAUAUUGAUUUAUUGUUAAGAAAUUCCUUGGACAGACUAUAUAUUGAUCGGAUUCUUUCUUUCCUUCUUGGACUUCUCUGGACCACUGGACUACGCGUAGCUUAAUCUCCUCUUGUUUCUCUCUUCCUUGAUUUGAUGUUUUAACCUCCUGUAGGCUGUAUUUUAGCACACUUUCCUUCACGUCGUCUUUCGUACUAUGCUCUUCAUUCUUUACCAUCUCUCUUUUCAGUAUGCUUCGAUGGGCCC